AUGGCUGCCGUCUGCAAAGCCUGCCAAGACCCCCUGGUCAUCAGCAUCGAACCUGAUAGCGACGAUGAGGGCCAGGCCACCGAGGAGACCCAGAACGUGCCCGAUGAUCUGGAGCUGCCCUGCGGAUGCCACUUCCACUGGCAAUGUCUCUUGGACCAAUCCGCAGAGAUCGCCAUUUCUCUCAACUGCCCAUCCUGCCAGAAAUACCUGCCAACAAACCAGCAGGGCCCCUCCGUCACCAACCCCUUCCUGUACACCACCCCAGGCGCUGCCAUCUUGACCCGCUACGUCAACGAGGGCGGACUGCAGGACGGCCUGGACAUCCUGCCCAACAUCACCGAGGAGGCCUACCUUGACGCCCAUCCCGAGGCCCGUCCCGCCCGAGCCUACCACCUCAUGUGCUCAGAAGGCGAUGUUCAGGGCAUCGUGGAGCUCCUCCAGGACGCCAACGAGGAGCUCAACGGCGACAUUACUCAGCUGGGCCAGCUGAUCCGCUACCAGGACCCCCUGGCUGGUGGCAAGAGCCCUCUUCACGUUGCUGUCGAGAAGUCUCAGGAAGAGGUCGUCUGGCUGCUACUCUGGAUCGCCUCGCCCCUGCCCACUGAUCUCUUUCCCCAGUCGGCGCGACAGGCUGCCGAGGCGCUGCAAAUCGUUCGCCUCACAAAUGACAACGCUCAGGACAUCCGCGCCAUCCAGAACGACGCUGGCCAGACGGCCGAAGAUGUCGCCAAGGGCUUGCCCGCUCGCUGGGCCGCCCUCGUGGACGCCGGUAUUUUGCAUCCAUAA
This is a messenger RNA of Colletotrichum aenigma, 786 nucleotides long. RefSeq lists its product as uncharacterized. The transcript has 2 exons. Gene Ontology annotation, molecular function: protein binding. NCBI's taxonomy places the organism in Eukaryota, Fungi, Ascomycota, Sordariomycetes, Glomerellales, Glomerellaceae. Bases 1 to 786 code for a protein of 261 amino acids. The record is from RefSeq and is a predicted model, not a curated record.